CUGAUGAUCUUCGGCUUCUUCCUGUGUGCCGACGCCUUCCUGUACAUCUUCACCCUUCUGCCCCUCAGGGUGCUGCUGGCCCUGCUGCGCCUCUUCACCCUGCCAUGCUGCGGCUUCAGGGCUCACACAUGCCCCUACUGCAGAAGAAGCAGGUUGCAGAUCGCCUCAUCUCAUCCUUCGGUCAAGACAUCCUGGAUGCUCUGUACUGGACCGCCACUGAACCCAAGGAACGCAAAAGAGACAGUAUAGGAGUGAUCCCUCACUUCGUCAUGGCUGUCUGUUAUGUCUUUCUACACGCCAUCCUCAUCAUGGUUCAAGCCUCUACGCUUAACGUUGCCUUCAACUCGCACAACAAGUCUCUGCUAACCAUCAUGAUGUCCAACAAUUUUGUGGAGAUCAAAGGCAGYGUGUUCAAGAAAUUUGAGAAGAACAACUUAUUCCAAAUGUCCAACAGUGAUAUUAAAGAACGGUUCACCAGCUAUGUUCUCCUCCUCAUCGUUUGUCUCAGGAAUAUGGAGCAGUUCUCAUGGAAUCUAGACCACCUGUGGGUGUUGUUACCUGAUGUUUUUAUGGUCGUCGCCUCCGAAGUCAUCGUUGACAUCAUUAAACAUGCGUUCAUCACAAAGUUUAAUGACAUCAAUGCAGAGGUCUACAGUGAAUACAGAGCCAGUCUGGCCUUUGAUCUCGUCAGCAGUCGGCAAAAAAAUGCCUACACGGACUACAGUGACUCCGUGGCCCGGAGGAUGGGCUUCAUCCCUCUGCCUCUGGCUGUUCUGCUUAUCCGAGUGGUGAUGAGUUCAGUGAAAGUGCAGGGAGCACUAUCAUACUCRUGUGUCUUCCUUUUUUAUCUCGGGCUGGUGACACUAAAAGUGUUGAACAGUAUCGUGCUGCUGGGGAAGUCGUGUGUUUACGUCAAGAGAGCCAACAUGGAGGACAAACUGUUUGAGAAGCCCUCCACGGCGCCRUCAUCCGCUGCAAAAAGUCCCAACAAAGCUGAUGCAGGCAGAUGUCCCAAAGCUUCAG
Austrofundulus limnaeus is the source of this 1023-nucleotide messenger RNA. RefSeq names its product transmembrane anterior posterior transformation protein 1 homolog. Gene Ontology annotation, cellular component: endoplasmic reticulum membrane; ciliary basal body. The record is from RefSeq and is a predicted model, not a curated record. Gene Ontology annotation, biological process: positive regulation of cilium assembly. NCBI's taxonomy places the organism in Eukaryota, Metazoa, Chordata, Actinopteri, Cyprinodontiformes, Rivulidae.